Messenger RNA from Thunnus maccoyii (southern bluefin tuna), 3567 nucleotides. It is a transcript of the gene tefa, whose product is annotated as TEF transcription factor, PAR bZIP family member a. Gene Ontology annotation, biological process: regulation of transcription by RNA polymerase II. Gene Ontology annotation, molecular function: DNA-binding transcription factor activity, RNA polymerase II-specific; RNA polymerase II cis-regulatory region sequence-specific DNA binding. The transcript has 5 exons. The coding region runs from base 290 to 1252 and encodes 320 amino acids. The record is from RefSeq and is a predicted model, not a curated record. Gene Ontology annotation, cellular component: nucleus. Lineage: Eukaryota; Metazoa; Chordata; Actinopteri; Scombriformes; Scombridae.
CUGGGUCGGACUUUUUCCUUUUUUUGACGAGGGGGAGCGGUUUGUUCUGAACACUAAAAUCUCUAGAUCACCUAAUUUUCAGAGGAAGUGGGUCAAUACUGCCGGGGAUGCAUUGACGGUCGUUGUUACACUUUUUGCGAGGAUUUAGCUAAUUUAAAAGCACCACAGACAGCCGCCGACAGCGACUAAACCGGUCAGAGCGCAAACGUUAACGUUGUCGAGAGACAGGUCCAACCGCCGUUGUGUUCUUUUGGUUUCUACGUUGAUAACAGCAACAACAAGGAGGAAAAUGUCGGGAGAGCCUAUUCUCAUCACACUGGAAACGGCCACCGGGGCCCCCAGUGCACUCCCGGUGGUUCUGAAGAAAAUAAUGGAAAUGCCUCCGCCGAAUAUACUGGACGGCGACGACGACACUGACAAAGAAAAGCUGUCCCUGGGAGAUAAUGUCGACUUGGGUGGAGGAGGUAGCGAUAUGGGGCCAUCAGCCGCCCUGACCCCCGCUAUCUGGGAGAAGACCAUUCCCUACGAUGGCGAGAACUUCCACCUGGAGUACAUGGAACUUGAGGAGUUUCUUAUGGAGAACGGCAUCCCAGCCGAUGAAGACUCCCAGAGGAGCAGCAUAGACGGCGAUGCCAUAAUGAAUCUGAAGGCUGCCCCCUCUUCCCAGAUGAAAAGUACCAAGCCAGCAAGUUUGGCCUCAGUGGCCUUGUUGCCCAUUCAGGAGUUGGAUAAGUGUGAUGAGGAAGUGGUGAUAAUCACCAACAGCGAGUCUGAGAUUACCUGUGAUGUUACCGCAGAAGUGACCACUAAUGAGGACAGAGAGACGCCUGAGGUCAUCGACCCUGAAGAUAUUGAGGUUGAUAUCAACUAUGAGCCAGAUCCCACUGACCUGGUCCUGUCAAGUGUGCCGGGGGGCGAACUGUUUAACCCACGCAAACAUAAGUUCAGCGAAGACGAGCUCAAGCCACAACCCAUGAUCAAAAAGGCCAAGAAGGUGUUUGUGCCUGAAGAACAGAAGGAUGAAAAGUACUGGCAGAGGAGGAAGAAGAACAACCUCGCCGCCAAACGCUCGCGUGACGCCCGCAGGUUAAAGGAGAACCAGAUCACCGUCCGAGCGGCUUUCCUGGAGCGCGAGAACGCAGCGCUGCGGACGGAGGUGGCCGACCUACGGAAGGAGUGCAGCCGCUACAAGAACAUCGCCGGAAGCUACGAAGCCAAAUUCGGACCACUUGCGGUGCCAGAAGACCAAUAGACCACAGUUGAUUUAUUCAUUUAUUUCCCUAAUGAAUCAAUAAAUCAAACCCAUUUGAGGAUUUGACAUGUGAAAACAUUAGAAUCGAUCAGAUGAAGAAGAGGAGGAAGAGGAUGAGUGAGAGCAUGAGAUGCAAUACCACGUUAGGAUCCGAUAUCUGUUUUUUUUUUUUUUUUUUUAUUAUUAAGAAUUCUAUUUACCAUCCAUGUGUGUGAGCUGAGUGUGUGAGGAUAUUCAAGUGCUUCUUAAGGACACCUGUUUCACGAGGUUUCCUUUUAUCAUGUUUUGUAUGCCUUUGGCCGAAAGAGAUCAUUUUUGAUGUUUAUUAUGGAGAAACUGUUGGUUUUGUUUAAUUUUAUUUUAUUUUUUAAAUAAGAUAGUUGAUACUUUGGUAGCGGUUGUAAAAGUUUAGUGUUAGUCAUCACUAGGGUGUUGUAGAGAUAAACUUAUUUGCAGGUUUUUUCCAGUUCUUUCCACGUUUUAAUGAAUACUGAUGAUAUCCACUUUUGUUUUUAUUUUUCAAAGUUUAUAUUCUAAUGAGGCAGAUUACGUGAAGAGCUGGGCUUUUCUUUUGCCCACAAACACUUUGUGACUGUGACAUUUCCAAUAACUUAAGCUUCUUCAGGGGAUUACAGUGACAUGGCAAACAAAAAAAAAACAAAAAAAAAAAAGCAUUUGAGCAGCCAGGUUCACUUCUCUUUGUGUAAAACUUCUUCUUACCAGCGGCACAGAGCCGUACAUAAACACUCUGUUCUACCUGCCUCAGCGUGCGUCUCCGUCGCUCCGCCUCGCUCUCCAUUUACGUCUGUAACGCUUUCGAUGACUCAUGUACCACUGAUGCAUGUUCUGUAAAUAGUUGUAGCCUAAAAUGAUACUUUCUGGGCUUUUUUUUUUUCUCCUAUUUUAUAAUGUUUUCAGUAUCAUGACAUAGAAGCUCAGAUACAACGCUAGUGCAGGUUUUUGAAUCGCCUUCGUUUAGUUUUGAACGCAAUGACAUUGUAAUUAAUAUAAGCGCUAACCAUCUUAUGCUAAUGCUAAUUGAACUAUUUUAAUGAGUGCCUUAUUAAAGGCAGCUGUUGGUGAAAGGUUCAACUUAUUAAGCUUGUUAUGUUGUCUAUUACAGGUGAAGAUCUCACUAUUGUUACAGUGCUACAGACAAAACAACAAAACUAAACUGGGCUUUCAAAAACCCCCUAGCAGUGUACGUGCAUUUAGAUUGUAUCAACUGUUAUUAGGUUUUUAGGAUGUUUGCACACAUCUUCAUCAGACUUCACCCAACUUUUCUAACUCAUUUCUGUCUAAGGAUUCUCUCUUGAGACAUUUAAACUGGUAAUGUUUAUUGCCAGUUUAGUUUUUAUUUUUAUUUUAUUUUUUUAAAUUUCUUGACAAACCAGGAAGUCUCAGUAUGUGCAGACUGUAUUGGGGUAUCUUGAAAAUUAGGAACCCCUUAAUCUCUUUUAAGUGUCUUCUACGUCUAAAGCCAUUUCAAUGCAGUGUGCAGUCUGCCAGAUUAGAGAUGGGGGCAUAUUAUUUCAAGGCAUACUAUGCAGGAUUGUAUAUGUAUAGACUCAUACAAAAAUAAUCCCUCUCAAUCAUCAUUACAUCUGAAACUAAAGUUGUGACUCACUCUGGGUUUUUUUCACUGUACACUUCAGAUAAAAAAGGGAUUUUUAUUUUUUUUUUAUUUUUUGUGCUGCUGUGCUUCCAUCCAGAUAAAUUUAUUUUGCCAUUUAGGAAAGGGGGGGGCGAUUUCUAUUGUUAGGAAAGGGGUUCUCUUAUGUUCCUCUAAUAAAAUUUAAACAAACGUAGGCUCUUUUUUUCUUCUUUUUUAAGAUGACAACCUGCAGUAAAUACAUCUUUCUGUUGUCAUGCAGAACAACAUUUGUUACGGAGUAAAACUAAACGUCAGGAUUAUUAGGUGUGUCCGCAGUGAUUCUGUGGAAAUAUUCCAACACGCCUCUCCAGCUCUACAGAGUCAGCAAUACUCCCAGCUUCAUUCCUUUCAGUCUAAACGAGUCACAUUAUCCAUAAACGAGGUCUCCAAAGUGUAAGUUUAAGCAUCAUGCUGAUAUGGAUGAUUAUGAGCUUCCUGACUUGUUUAACUGUUUUUUUUUAAUGCUUUCUGCUACAAUCCAGAUUGCAUCUACUUUCUCUCUGGAACAGGUCAAUUUGAUAACUUUGAGGGGUUGAUUUUAAACUUCCUGGUUCAGUCUUUGUAUUUAUUUGUAAAGAAAUGUCUUUGCAUUUUGAGUGUGGUUACUCUCUGUGUCUUGUAUAUACAGUAUGUAAAAAUAAAAAGCCUUGUUGAGAAAGUC